AUGUCUUCGUACUACGAACCUCAGGGCUGGCAGGCGCCCGCCGCUGCGCCGCGCCAGGUGUCGUGGGAGCAGCCCGUGCCGCCCUCCCGGUCAGGUUCCAGCUCGGUCUCCCAGCGCGAGGACAGCCCGGCCUUCUCCUCUCAAUUUGACGAGGUUGAUCGUGCGAUCGACAAUCUGGUCAAGAGCGGGAAGCUAUGGAACGCUCCCCGCCGGGACUCGAUGCCCAUGAUGAUGGGCCGUCCCUACCCUGAAUACGACCCUCGCAUGGGUGGCGGCCCUCAGCGACACCACUCGGUCAGCGAAUUCGAGGGCUCUCGAGCGCACCCGUCCGGCAACGUGCAGGGCUUCUACGCCUCGCAGCGUUACCAGGGUCGUCCCAAUGAAGUAGAGCAGAUGAUGCAGGCGAAGCGUCGGAUGGCGGCACAGCGUGAACGGGAGCUCCGCAACUAUCACCAGGAGCAGCAGUACAACCGAAGCCUCCUCGCCGAGAUGUCUGCAAACAAAUCCGAUCGCUCUACCAGCCCCGCUGCAGUGAGUGAAGAAUCCCGUCGCGAGCUUCUCGCCCGUCAGCACCGAGCCCUCUAUGGAAACGAGAGCCCCGCCUUCUUUCCCCCGGGCCCUCUGUCCGAUGAGGCUGCUCGCUCCGAGAGCCAGCCCGCUGGCACUCCGUCUUCCGGAGUUCGUGGUGCCUCUCCUCGUGGAGGCGACCCGUUCGGCCUGACGCAGUCUGGACCUGCUGCUGACAGUGCCUCCGGCCUCCAGUCUCCCUCCCGCGCGAACAGCACCUCCUCGCCUAGCUCCGCUAUCAACGCCAGCUUCUCCGAACAGCCCGUCACCUCGACCUCCUCGCCCGGUGCCGACUCGCCUUCCUCCCGCCAGCCUCCCGCUAAGCCCAGCACCGGCGCCAUCGGCUCAUCCGUGGGCCCUAUCGGUUCUCGCCCCGCUGGAGGCUUCGGAUUCACUCCCGGUGAAGCUGCCGCCGCUGGCGAACGCUCCACAUCCGCUGCGUCCAACCCAACUGCAACUGCUUCUGCCAAUGGACCUGGUCCCAAAGACGGCGGCGUUGGUCUGGGCUGGAGCAACGGCAGUGGUGUCUGGGGCUCCAAGAGCGGGCUCGGCGUUCAGGCCUCUGUGUGGGGUUAA
Molecule: messenger RNA, 1143 nt
Organism: Penicillium maclennaniae
Lineage: Eukaryota; Fungi; Ascomycota; Eurotiomycetes; Eurotiales; Aspergillaceae
Exons: 6
Coding region: 1-1143 (380 amino acids)
Source: RefSeq, a predicted model, not a curated record